Alosa alosa (allis shad) is the source of this 591-nucleotide messenger RNA. It is a transcript of the gene acot13, whose product is annotated as acyl-CoA thioesterase 13. Gene Ontology annotation, molecular function: fatty acyl-CoA hydrolase activity. The record is from RefSeq and is a predicted model, not a curated record. NCBI's taxonomy places the organism in Eukaryota, Metazoa, Chordata, Actinopteri, Clupeiformes, Clupeidae. The transcript has 3 exons. Bases 54 to 482 code for a protein of 142 amino acids.
UUGGAAAGUUGACAUUGGUCUUUUGAUUGUGCUGAACAGUUUUACAGAGCAAAAUGGCUUCGCUAUCACUAAAUUCAAUAAAACAGCUUAUGAAGGCUAUGGUGGACACCCCUGGAUUUGACCGCGUUUUAAGCAAGGUCAGUAUUUUAUCUGCGAGCCCCGGUAAGGUUGUAUGUGAGAUGAAGGUUGAGGAGGAGCACACGAACCGAGGGGGCACACUUCACGGGGGGCUUACGGCGACCCUGGUCGAUGUCAUCUCCACCACUGCGAUCAUGUAUUCAGAGAGAGGCGCACCGGGCGUCAGUGUCGACAUGAAUAUCACGUAUAUGAAUGCAGCCAAGAUGGGAGAAGACGUCCUGAUCACCGCGCAGGUUCUGAAACAGGGACGGACGCUUGCCUUUGCCACUGUAGAUCUCACCAACAAAGCAACGGGGAAACUGAUAGCACAGGGCCGACACACAAAACACCUGGGUAAUAGUUAAUAUUUUGUGUGGUGGCAAAACUGUUGUCAGGCUGGAGUAGAGUAAGUAGUACUACUGUGUGUAAAUAAUCAUCCUACUUUCAAAGCUGUUAAUAAAAGAGAUUCUCAAA